AUUGGAAGUUGUUUACUUUCAAAAUCGUUGUACGAACGACGCAGAUAAGAUAAACGACCCGAACUUUGUGUGAUAAGACUUAAUGUUCAGUUGUUAAUUUACCUUUCAACAAUGCAGAUCGAUCCAGCGAGCAAAGGAUUUCUGGCAGUCUUCAUAACUGUGAUUGUCGGCACAAUUGCAUUCUUUAUUGCAUCAAUAUUUUUAGAUUUUGGCAGCAAUUUAGUUGUGCAGGAAAUAAAGUUUGAAAAUUCAAAUUUUCAUGUUGAUAUUAAGCGAUUGGAAAGUGAUAAACGAUAUGUGAUACAAGUGUUUAAUGAUAAAGAAGCAAUUGCUCAAGAAAUUUAUUUUGGAAACGAUUUUGGCGAUAAAACUGUUCAAGUAGAAGCCAUCGACAAUGGCUACAAAAUCUUCACUACUAGUUCCAAUGAAAUGUUUUUAACUAUUGAUAAGGAUGAAAAGAAUUUCGCAUCAUUGAAGGUUAAAAGACGUGUUGAGAGUAAGGAGAAAGUUCUUAAAGACUGCCUGCCAUUGAGUAAUGAUGAAAAAGUCAAUUGGUAUGGUGGACCAGAACAGAAGAAUCAGAAAUAUCCAAUUCAGCAUUUUAGAUUCACAGAUUAUGCUUACAUUACUAAGGAACUUGAUAGUGCUGGAAUUAUGGAACGUUAUUGGUUCUCAUCCAGGAAGUUCUUCAUACUUAUAGACUACGAGACUCCAUUGUUUAUAGACCAAAAUGAGCAUCAAAUCUGCUUUACAGCUAAGAAGGAACUUCCAUAUUAUACCCAUAAUAACGUCUAUGAAUUCAACUACAAAAUCGGUGUAUCAACAAGUAUGAAGGAACUUCAUGUUAGUGUAAUUAAUAAGUACUUAGGAAAGCCAAAAGGUGGAAUGCCAGAUGAAAGACUGAUUAGGUAUCCAAUUUGGAAUACUUGGGUUGAAUUUGGACGAGAAAUAAAUGAAAGCACUGUUGAAGUAUUCGCCCAAACGAUUGUUGAUCAUGGCUAUACUCACAGCUUGAUUGAUAUCGAUGAUUUCUGGGAAGAUUGCUAUGGAUCAGGAAUUGUUAAUACCACAAAUUUUGGUAAUUUGAAGGCUUUAACUUCUAAGCUUAAAAGCCAAGGAUUCAUUGUUGGAAUGUGGACUCAUCCAUUUAUAAAUAAGAACUGUCAGCCUUACUACGAUGAAGCUGUUGCUAAUAACUUCUUAGUCAAAUCUCAUAACGGAAGUACUGAAACAUCUUGGUGGAAUAGUGGAACAAACGAAGCUGCACAUUUUGACUUUGCAAAUCCAGCUGCUUUAAGCUUUUAUCGUCGUAGACUUGAAGCUAUCCAAAGAGAUUUUGGAAUUGAUGUUUUCAAAUUUGAUGCUGGUGAGACUUCUUGGUACCCGACUGACCCAAAGUUUGAAAGAGAUUUGGACAUAAGUCCAUCACAAAUUACAAGAGCUUUCGUUGAAAUGGCUGCAGAUUUUGGAAAUAAACUUGAAAUUAGAGUUGGUUGGGGCACUCAAAAUCUUCAUGUCUUGGUUCGUAUGUUGGACUUUGAUUCUAGAUGGACUGCUGACAAUGGAUUAAAGAGCUUGAUUCCAACUUUAUUCCAGUUUAAUUUCAAUGGAUAUGUUUUCGUCCUUCCUGACAUGAUUGGAGGUAAUCAAUACGGAGCAGAUGUAAUCACUAAAGAACUGUUCAUUCGCUGGCUUCAAGCAAGUACUUUCAUGCCAAGCUUACAAUUUUCACAUGCUCCUUGGCACUUCCAUGAAGACACGAUAGCAAUCACUAAAAAGUUUAUUAAACUACAUGCUGAUCAUGCUGAUUACAUCUUAGAAAGAUUCCAACUUGCAAUUGACAAAGGUGAACCUGUAAAUGUUCCUGUUUGGUGGAUUGAUGAGGAUGAUUAUGAUGCACAGACUAUUGAUGAUCAAUACCUUUUGGGAGACAAGAUUCUUGUGGCACCAGUAAUUAUGGACAAUGCAACAUCAAGAAGAAUCUACAUACCUUCUGGGAAAUGGCAAGAUGGAAAUUCUGUUACGGUUUAUGAAGGAAAGAUGUGGAUUGAAGAUUAUCCUGCACCACUCGACACACUUCCUUACUUUAUAAGAAUUGAGGAAGAUGAGAAACAGUAGACUCAAAGUCUAUAACUAGUUAUACACAAUAUUUGAAUGUCAAAUGUUAAAGCAAUGCCAAUUGUUCAAAAUAAAAUUGUUAAACUUUUAAUUCUGAUCAA
Messenger RNA from Chironomus riparius, 2219 nucleotides. NCBI's taxonomy places the organism in Eukaryota, Metazoa, Arthropoda, Insecta, Diptera, Chironomidae. The record is from the annotation of a GenBank genome assembly.